GUACAAGUCGGUCUCGAUCGUUGUCACGUGAGGUGCACUGCGCACUGAGAGGUUUUGUUUUAGGGUUUCGAAUCCAUAUCGCAUUCUUUUUCGAGAUCUCAGGUUGAUCCUUCUUCUUCGUUGUGUUCUCGCUUCCUCUUGCGAAGGGACAAGAUGCCGUUCGGGUUGCCGGCGUAUGGCAUCCAAGCGAUGCUCAAGGAAGGGCACAAGCACCUCUCAGGUCUCGAUGAGGCCGUACUUAAGAACAUCGACGCCUGCAAACAGCUCUCUGAUAUAACCCGCACUUCCCUCGGUCCCAAUGGUAUGAACAAAAUGGUUAUUAACCAUCUGGAUAAACUUUUUAUAACAAAUGAUGCUGCCACUAUAGUGGACGAGCUUGAGGUGCAGCAUCCUGCUGCGAAGAUUUUGGUUCUAGCAGGGAAGGCGCAACAGGAGGAGAUUGGCGAUGGGGCAAAUCUAACAAUAUCAUUUGCAGGGGAGCUUCUUCAGAAUGCUGAGGAGCUGAUUAGGAUGGGUUUGCACCCUAGUGAUAUAAUAAGUGGUUACACAAAAGCUAUCAAUAAGACAGUCAUGGUUUUAGAUGAGCUAAUAGUGAAAGGAUCAGAAACCAUGGAUGCCAGGAGUAAAGAAGAGGUCAUUAUUAGAAUGAGAGCUGCUGUUGCAAGCAAGCAGUUUGGACAAGAAGAUAUCUUAUGUCCUCUUAUUGCCGAUGCAUGCAUCCAAGUAUGCCCCAAGAACCCAGCAAAUUUUAAUGUUGAUAAUGUUCGAGUUGCCAAACUACUUGGAGGUGGUUUGCACAACUCUUUAGUUGUACGUGGUAUGGUCUUGAAGGGUGACACUGUUGGCAGUAUUAAGAGGAUUGAAAAAGCAAAGAUUGCUGUAUUUUCUGGUGGUGUUGAUACAUCUGCAACUGAGACAAAGGGAACUGUUCUUAUUCACAGUGCUGAACAGCUUGAGAAUUAUGCAAAAACUGAAGAGGCCAAAGUUGAGGAACUUAUCAAAGCCGUUGCUGAUUCUGGUGCAAAUGUUGUUGUUAGUGGAGCAGCUGUCGGAGAUAUGGCAUUGCACUUUUGUGAACGUUACAAACUUGUGGUUCUAAAGAUUAGCUCAAAGUUUGAACUGCGGAGAUUUUGCCGGACAACUGGUGCUGUGGCUCUUCUCAAACUCAGCCAACCGAAUCCUGAUGAACUGGGUUAUGCUGAUUCCAUUUAUGUAGAGGAAAUUGGUGGCACCCGAGUAACCGUUGUGAAGAAUGAACAAGGUGGAAACUCAAUUGCUACAGUAGUCCUACGAGGCAGUACAGACAGUAUACUAGAUGAUCUUGAGAGGGCUGUUGAUGAUGGUGUUAAUACCUAUAAGGCAAUGUGUAGAGAUAGUCGUACACUUCCUGGUGCUGCUGCAACUGAAAUAGAGUUGUCAAGAAGGCUGAAGGAUUUUGCAUUGAAGGAAACUGACUUGGAUCAAUAUGCAAUUGCAAAAUUUGCUGAAAGUUUUGAGAUGGUACCUAAAACCCUUGCUGAAAAUGCUGGACUUAAUGCAAUUGAGAUAAUUUCUUCCUUGUAUGCUGAGCAUGCUGCUGGAAACUCAACUGUUGGAAUUGAUCUAGAAGAAGGGGUCUGCAAAGAUAUCUCAACCUUGAAUAUCUGGGACCUAUACAUGACUAAAUUUUUUGCACUUAAAUAUGCUGCUGAUGCUGCCUGCACUGUUCUCCGUGUUGAUCAAAUAAUAAUGGCGAAACCAGCAGGUGGGCCGAGGAGAGAUCAACAACCAGGCAUGGAUGAAGAUUAACCUCUACUAUUCAGAUUCUACUGCUAAAAAACUAAGUUUUACUGUCUCUUAAUAGUUUAUGUAUUUUUGAAUUUUGAUAUAAUUGAGUUAUGAGGAAGAUCAGCUUUGGAAGGGAAUGCCUUGCAAAUUUCUUAAUAUAUUUUUUUUACGAGGGUGAUGUUUUAGUGACCAAAAACUUCCAUUAUGUUUCUUGGUUGACUUUCAUAUUGUGGUUACUUUUUUGAAAUGUAACCACCAAAAUACUGGUUUUGCUUGUUGCACUGACCAAA
Zingiber officinale is the source of this 2057-nucleotide messenger RNA. RefSeq names its product T-complex protein 1 subunit theta-like. Lineage: Eukaryota; Viridiplantae; Streptophyta; Magnoliopsida; Zingiberales; Zingiberaceae. The record is from RefSeq and is a predicted model, not a curated record. Gene Ontology annotation, molecular function: ATP hydrolysis activity; ATP binding; ATP-dependent protein folding chaperone. Gene Ontology annotation, biological process: protein folding. Gene Ontology annotation, cellular component: chaperonin-containing T-complex. Bases 154 to 1788 code for a protein of 544 amino acids. The transcript has 13 exons.